AUGAAAAUCGCCUUCUUUCUUUUCACCAAAGAGACUGGAAAUACACCACAAAAAAUCUCAGCCACUAAUACAUCAACUAUAGAAACGUCUUACUUCUCCCCAUCAAGGAAAACUGCUUUUAUUAUCCAUGGAUAUACCAGCACAGGAAGGCAUGGCUGGGUUGUGGAGAUGUGUUUGCUGCUGGCAAAUGUGGAAAAUAUAAACUGUAUUGCUGUAGAUUGGGAAGAAGGAGCAAAAUGCACAUAUUUCAUUGCGGCAAGCAACUCUCGUGUAUUGGGGGCAGAGGUAGCUUAUCUUGUCAAUACUUUCACGAAAAUGUACAAAUACUGCCCUUCAGAAGUCCACCUGAUUGGUCACAGUCUUGGUGCUCAUACUGCUGGAGAAGCAGGACGACGACUUCGAGGUGCUGGCCAAAAAUUUCCAGGCAUCGGUAGAAUAACUGGCUUGGACCCAGCUGCAUUCUGUUUUCAAGGUAUGCCUAUUAUGGUCAGGUUGGAUCCUUCUGAUGCUGAAUUUGUUGAUAUCAUACACAGCAAUGGUGGCCAGUCACUCGCUAUAGGAUUAGGAAUGCAAAAUGCUACUGGUGAUCUUGACUUUUACCCCAAUGGCGGAACUACUAUGCCGGGAUGUAAUGAUCUCAUUUUAGAAAAGAAAGAAGAUGAACUUGAAACAUUUCUGCAAGUUACUCGUGGUAUUGGAACUUGCCACCACUCAAGAAGCCAUCAGUACUUCAAGUACAGUAUUCUCUGUCCUGAUGGAUUUGUCAGCUAUCCAUGUGAAUCAUUUGAAUCUUUCAAGGAGGGGAAAUGUUUUCCAUGUCCCAAAGAAGGCUGCCCCAUGAUGGGUUAUUAUGCUGAUCGGUUCCAUGAUAAACUGAAGAAGGACAAUCCAAAGUACUUUUUAAUCACAGGACCUGUGGAGCCAUUUUGCAGCUGGAGGUAUAAUGUAUCUGUCAAGUUAUCUGGAACUACAAGGGGAGAUAUUAACAUAGUUUUUUCUGGCAAAGAGGGAAAUGCAAAGAAAUACCAAAUUGCAAGUGGCCACCUUCAGCAUGGACGGAUAUAUUCAAAGCUCAUUGAUACAGAAAUUAAUCCUGCCAAUGCAGCAAGAGUUGCGUUUCUUUGGCAUAAGAGGUUCUUAACGUUACUUUGGACUAAGCUGGGAGCAGUAAAAGUCAACUUAAUUCGUGGUCAGGAUGGGCAUGAGACUCUCUUUUGUGGCAAGGGGAGAGUAACAUUUGGAGUUCCUCAAACUCUCACACCUUGUUGA
Messenger RNA from Eublepharis macularius, 1269 nucleotides. Its product is annotated as pancreatic lipase-related protein 2-like. The record is from RefSeq and is a predicted model, not a curated record. The transcript has 11 exons. Gene Ontology annotation, biological process: lipid metabolic process. The coding region runs from base 1 to 1269 and encodes 422 amino acids. Gene Ontology annotation, molecular function: protein binding; triacylglycerol lipase activity. Lineage: Eukaryota; Metazoa; Chordata; Lepidosauria; Squamata; Eublepharidae.